This is a messenger RNA of Brenthis ino (lesser marbled fritillary), 1059 nucleotides long. Lineage: Eukaryota; Metazoa; Arthropoda; Insecta; Lepidoptera; Nymphalidae. The record is from the annotation of a GenBank genome assembly.
AUGUUGUUCUUAGCAGUUCAAAAUCUGCAAAUCCUGUGUAUAUAUAACUUAUUGGCUACCGCAUCCACAACAAGUAUUCCAUAUCAAAAGGCUAGUUUCAGCGUGAGCUCAAUUAUAGAUCCCGUAUUGCAUCCCAUUGUUGUCGCUGGAUCAAAUAGAUGCGAGGCGGUCAAAAGUUUCUUUGGCUUAUCCUACGAACAAAUGCAACACAAAAAUGCAACAAAUUUUAACGAAUUCUUGAAAAUUGCUCACAUCACCAAAAAAGGAAAUAUUAAAUAUAAUAUGAACGAAACCAACAUAUUUAAAAGACUUGUGAACAGUGCUACGUCAAUAGUUUUCCUUAUUCAUGGAUUUAUGGAAAGUUCUGAUGGAUUAAUGGUGCAGGGAGCCGCCCCAGAAUUUCUGAAGAAAAAGUAUGUGCAAGUGUUUGCUUUGGAUGGAAGCAAAUUGAUUAAUUUAGAGUAUAUGCGAUCAUCAACCUAUGUUAGGUUUAUGGGGGAAGGUCUGGGAGCAUAUUUGAGUGAUAUCGUUAAUAAUGGUGUUAAUGUCUCUAAAAUAAGUUUAGUUGGUCAUAGUCUAGGAGCUCAUAUUGCAGGUAUUGCUGGGAAGCAAGUCUAUGAAAAAACAGGUAAACUUCUUAGCAGAAUCACUGGACUAGAUCCGGCUGGACCGUGUUUCAGUAAUGUUAAUAUUGAUUCAAAACUUGAUAAGACUGAUGCUGAAUACGUUGAUGUUAUACACACGAAUGGUGGCAUGUUAGGACUGAAAGAGCCUGUAGGGCACAAAGAUUUUUACCCAAACAAUGGUAUGUCACAACCUGGUUGUUUUCUCUCCACAUGCGACCAUAGCAGAGCUUGGGAAAUGUUUUCGGAAUCUAUUAAUUCCCCAGAUAAUUUUCCAGCGCGUAAAUGCGAAAACUGGACGAUGUUUCAAAAUGGCAACUGUAAGAAAAAUGAGGUGACAUAUUUGGGUAUUAAAUCUAAUGAUGGUGGUUUAGGAAAUUAUUACCUUACCACAGGUUCGUCGCCACCAUAUGGACUAGGUCCAACCGGAAGUGGC